Hippocampus zosterae (dwarf seahorse) is the source of this 1119-nucleotide messenger RNA. Its product is annotated as claudin-4-like. Gene Ontology annotation, cellular component: bicellular tight junction; plasma membrane. Gene Ontology annotation, molecular function: structural molecule activity. The coding region runs from base 84 to 641 and encodes 185 amino acids. The record is from RefSeq and is a predicted model, not a curated record. NCBI's taxonomy places the organism in Eukaryota, Metazoa, Chordata, Actinopteri, Syngnathiformes, Syngnathidae. Gene Ontology annotation, biological process: cell adhesion; bicellular tight junction assembly. The transcript has 2 exons.
AGCCGGAAAAGCGGCGCGGCGUCCCUCCCCCCGUUUUGUUUGCCGCGUCAAGUGGGCGUGCGCGCGCGACCAGGACCGGGAAGAUGCGGACUCAGCUGGCGGGCGUGCUCCUGGGCCUGCUGGGCUUGCUGGGCACGGGCCUGAUCUGCGGGCUGCCCGCCUGGAAGGUGUCGGCCUUCGUGGGCUCCAACAUCGUGACCUCGCAGGUCUUCUGGGAGGGCCUGUGGAUGAACUGCGUCAUCCAGAGCACGGGCCACGCGCAGUGCAAGGCCUACGACUCCGUCCUGGCGCUGCCUCGGGACCUGCAGGCCUCCCGGGCGCUGGUGUGCGCGUCGAUGGCGGUGGGAGCGCUGGCGCUGGCCCUGAGCGUGGUGGGCACCCGUUGCACGUCCUUCCUGCGCCACGACUGGCCGGCCAAGAACCGGGUGGGCCUGUCGGCGGGCGCGGCCUUCGUGGCGGCCGGCCUCCUGUGCGUCAUUCCCGUCAGCCUGUCGGCUCACGCCAUCGUCACGGGCUUCUUCGACCCGCUGCCCUCCGAGGAGCGGCGCGGCGAGCUGGGCGCCUCCAUCUACGUGGGCUGGACCUCGGGGGCGCUGCUCAUCGUCGGCGGCGUGCUGGUGUGCUCCGUCUACCGCUGCUGACGGCGCGCCCGCCCUUCAGUCGCGUCGGCCCGCCUUUCAUCCCAAUCCGUCGGGCUCGCGUGACGAAAGACCAGAAGGAGACCGGCGGCUAAGAGUACGCCAGCGGGCCUUUUGGCACCGCCGCGGGAAUGUGCCUUCCACUCCUCGCCGUGGUUCCCGCCUGCCUCCGCGCGGGCGUGCGCUCUGACACGAGCUGUGGUUUGGCCGAUUUUGGAACUCGGGAGCCGAAGCUCGAGAUCCCAUUGCCGGAUGGAUGCGGGAAGCUCAGGUGGACCCGCCUCCGGACACUCGACGGCGCGCUCGUCUUCAAAUGUACCGGUGUCAUCUUUAUCGAGAUAUUUUGUUGCUCCGUGAGAGCACCCGCGGCAACAUUUCAUUGGCUGUAAAUAAAAGAUGAUGAUUGUCAGCUCUGUCGCAAGUUGACUUGAGAGCCACGUGCGUCUCCGGAGCGCCGUGGCCUGAAAAUGGAAAAAGACGG